UCGCUCACUAGCUCUCUGAUAAUCAUCCCACUUCCAUUGCGACGGGGUCGAUCUAGCUCCUGAGUUUGAGUUCCAUCCCCCCACGACAGUAGGAAAAAUGGGCUCUCUCGGGAACAAGCCCCAUGCAGUCGUCGUUCCAUACCCGACCCAGGGCCACGUGACCCCGUUGCUUAACUUGGCAAAGCUGCUCCACCACCGAGGCUUCCACAUAACAUUCGUGAAUACAGAGUACAACCAUCGCCGCCUCCUCAAAUCCAGGGGGCCCGACUUCCUCAAUGGCCUCCCGAGCUUCCGGUUCGAGACCAUCCCUGAUGGCCUCCCUCCCUCUGAUGCCAAUGCCACGCAAGAUGUCCCCUCCCUGUGCGACUCCAUCAACAAGAAUUGCUUGCCGUACUUUAGGGAGUUGCUCUUAAAAUUGAAUACCAUGGCUUCUAAAGGUGAGAUCCCUCCGGUGAGUUGCAUAGUCCCGGACGGGGUGAUGACGUUCACGCUGGAGGCAGCGGACGAGAUUGGGGUGCCAAAGCUGAUUCUUUGGACAGCAAGUGCUUGUGGGCUCUUGGGCUACAUGCAUUACAAGCAUUUGAUUGAAAAGGGCAUUGUUCCAUUCAAAGAUCCCAAUUUCCUAACAAAUGUCUGCUUGGACACCCUUUUGGAUUGGAUUCCUGGUUCGAAAGUUAUGCGCUUGAAGGACAUGCCGAGCUUUAUUCGAACCACGGACCCCGAUGAUAUCAUGCUAAACUUUUUCGUGCUUGAGGCUGAGAGGAACAAGGAAGCCACUGCAAUUAUCCUUCACACUGUGGAGGAGUUUGAGCACAAUGUGAUAGAGGCACUCAGGACCAUGCUUCCUCCAUUGUACGCGAUCGGACCCCUUCAGCACCUCCUAGAGCAGGUCCCCGACCCCGAGCUGAAAUCCAUAGGAUCCAACCUGUGGAAGGAAGAUCGAGGCUGCUUCGAGUGGCUUGACACCAAGGCACCCAAUUCUGUCAUUUUAGUGAACUUUGGGAGCAUAACGGUCAUGUCAGCUGAGCACCUGGUUGAGUUCGCAUGGGGGCUCGCCAAUAGCAACAAGAGCUUCUUGUGGGUGAUCCGCCCUGACCUCAUAUAUGGCAAGUCGGCCGUUCUGCCGCCGGAUUUUGUUAGCUCGACUAAAGGAAGGGGUUUACUGAUGAGCUGGAUCCCCCAGGAGGAAGUGCUCAACCACCCCGCGAUAGGGGCAUUCCUGACCCACAAUGGGUGGAACUCGACACUAGAGAGCAUGUGUGCAGGCGUGCCGAUGAUCUGCUGGCCAUUCUAUGCGGAGCAGCAGACGAACUGCAGGUACAGCUGCACGGAGUGGGGGAUAGGGAUGCAGAUCAGCAGUGACGUUAAGAGGGAUGAAGUGGAAGGGCUAGUGAGGGAGAUGAUGGAGGGGGAGAAAGGGAAGAAGAUGAGAAACAAAGCCUUGGAGUGGAUGAAGGCGGCUAAAGAAGCUAACACGGCUCCUUUGGGCUCAUCUUACGUUAAUCUUGAGGCCGUGAUCAGUAAGGUUCUGCUUACCUCGAAGAAGUAGUUCUUCAUUACUACUUUCCAAGAAGAGAAUAAGUUACCGUUUGAUUAUUUCGGACAAUCGGCUUAGUAUCCUUCUGUCGUGGAUUUCGGAAAUACACUUCCUCAUGUGCCUGUAUCUCCGUAGUUUCUAUUGUUUUUUCUUGCAUUGCCUGGCAAGGGCUUUAGCUAAGAUUAAUGUGUGUUUCCUGGUAUUCAGUUAUUAGUUUCUUUGUUUUGGUCGACUUCAUGGGCAUUGUCUGUUUAUAUCUACAUAUCUACAUUUGUGUCGGAUGUUCCCAUACAAAUAAAGAGUCUCUUUCUUGCGUA
Punica granatum (pomegranate) is the source of this 1854-nucleotide messenger RNA. Lineage: Eukaryota; Viridiplantae; Streptophyta; Magnoliopsida; Myrtales; Lythraceae. The record is from RefSeq and is a predicted model, not a curated record.